AGAGACCGCUUUUUCGAAGGUCAUCUUGAACAUCAGGCCGAGGUCUCGUCCGGAGCUGCGCACAAACUCUGGAGGACAGCGGCCGACGAGCUGCAUCGUUGAAGGGAGCAAAAAAUCUGUCGUGCUGUUGUGUUACGUUUGAGAAGAUGCAUGUCAGUGAACCCCCAUGUUCUUUUUUCUCGUUUAUCGGGGGUAGCGGCGUGUGCUGUAGCGGGAGCUGGUUUCUUCGACGUGCAUUUUGAUCGGUACAGUGUCGCAGCGCGAACGGGACCGCGUGUUUUUUUUUUGGCGUCAAUCGACUUCCGUCUGCUUGGGAGUUCUCCGACCCCCUCCCUCGCUUCGGUAGCUCCUGUCCUGUUCUUUCGCUUGUCUGGCAAUUCAUUUGGAAUUGCUCCUUCUCUGUGCUUCUCAGAGUCGCGUGGAGGCUGAGCGCGACAACGCCGAGAGCAUAUAGUCCGAGGCUUGGGCGUGUCACACAGUUCAGUGUUUCAACCGAGCAGCUGUUCAGGACGACGUUUUGCUGCUGAAUGCUGAUUUGGAGUGUCUUUCUUCGUUGCCACUUGUCCUCGACAAGGCUUCAACGUGUUCGAAUCGACUGUAGUGGAUCCCGACGCCCACAGGCGCCGUCGUCCUGCUUCGAGUCUUUUUUCCGGGGUGUAAACGUCUAAUAUCGCUGUGACUCACUGCGGAACUUUGUCAAGUUCCAAUCGUCUACCGUCUCUAGGCGCCUACUUCCACCUGGUAGAAGAAGAGUGCCCUCUCCUAAAUUUCUUUUAGUUCCUCGGGAAAAUGGCAGCCAAAUUCCUCUCUUUCAAUCAGGAACUGAAUGAGGCUGUUGACCUCAAGGACUGGGUGAAGGAGGAGCCGGUUCCAGACGAACCGCUUCCUCUGCGGUAUGUCUGGCAUGUUUGGGAGCAAGUGCAGCAGGACGACCGAUCCAAAGAGUACUCAGACAACACCCGGGAUUUGGCAGCCUUCGAUACUGUACAGAAAUUUUGGCAGCUGUGGUCAUUCAUUCCCCAGCCGAGCGAGCUUCUGGACCAUAAACGGAUGGUCAGGCAGGACAAGAACGGUCGGAGCCAUGUCGUCGAUGCUGUUAUGAUUUUCAAGGAAGGAAUCAAGCCAAUGUGGGAGGAUCCCCGGAAUGCGACUGGGGGUCAUUUUGAGUAUCGCCUUUCUUUCCCGCAGAUGAGUGCAGGACAGAUUGACGAGUACUGGAACAAUUUGGUCCUUGGCCUUAUCGGCAGCACUGUCGAAGGCAGCGAUCAUAUCACUGGUGUCCGUCUGGUAGACAAACUCAGUCAAGGGCGUCAUUCCUGCAUCAGAAUUGAAGUCUGGUACAGCAAGUUGCCAAGCAGAGAGGUUCAGGACGCUCUGCUGAAAGAAAUCAACAAAUGCAUGGCAACCAAAAUUGAUGGAAGCGUCGGUACGCUUCCAAGGGCGGACGUCAAGAGCCACGGAAAGUAGUGUGGAAGCACGGCCGCAUAGCGUUGCAAUUCGCGGUUCUUUUUGGCGUUUUCGGUGUAUGCGUGGGUGACAAUCCAACACGUUUUGAGCGGAUUUUACCGUCGCCUCUGCUGCAGGGACAAUACCAAGUUUUGUGGUGUCGGGUGUCCACAGUCACCGCUUCAUUUGGUCAUUUUUGUCAAUCUGGUCGGGAACAGUCCUUCGUUUGCUCCGUAACAUUCAGCGGUUGCGAAUAACAGGGGUGUGCCAUCCAGAGUGACUCGCAGAGACGCCAGUGGCUGCUCAAGUGGCAACUCCUCUCAACCAAACAGAUGAGAGAGGAAGGAUGCGAGGGUGAGUUGACAGUCGAUCCUUGUACGCGAUCAUCAGUGGCAUGUGAACUUUACUUUCCCUCCAAAGUUGCGUCGUUGCGUGUGCUACAAACAUCUCCGGUCCCAUUCAAUCUUCUCAGUAAGGUGAUGUUGUGAAGUCCGCGUUAGGCACUCUCCUUUUUGUGCGGGUUGAUCUCCUGCAGUUACCACUGACACGCU
Toxoplasma gondii ME49 is the source of this 1997-nucleotide messenger RNA. RefSeq names its product eukaryotic initiation factor-4E, putative. Gene Ontology annotation, molecular function: translation initiation factor activity; RNA 7-methylguanosine cap binding. Gene Ontology annotation, cellular component: eukaryotic translation initiation factor 4F complex. Bases 790 to 1467 code for a protein of 225 amino acids. NCBI's taxonomy places the organism in Eukaryota, Apicomplexa, Conoidasida, Eucoccidiorida, Sarcocystidae. The record is from RefSeq and is a predicted model, not a curated record. Gene Ontology annotation, biological process: translational initiation. The transcript has 8 exons.